AUGGCACUUAAAACUAUAAUUACCUAUCCUAUAGAAGUUUGCCUGCGUUUAAUCGGUGUUUGGCCAUAUUCUUCGUAUAGAAUUGUACAACGUGUUUUUUGGAUAAUCGUAAUGGGUAUCUCCAUAGUGUUUCAACUUUGGUAUUGUAUUUCUUAUUUUAAAACAGCAGAUUUACCUGAUCUGUUAGAUGGCAUAACUGUGACUUUGUCAAACACAAUCACGUUCAUUAAGUUGAUUAUUCUUUGGUUUAAUUAUCGCACACUUCACAAUAUACUAAUAGUUGUAUUUGAAGAUUGGAAUAAUCGUGCUCUUACUAAUCAAAAAAAACAGUUUAUGAUAGACAAUACCUAUUUAUGCUCUCGUAUUUCGAAUUUUUUAUUUGGCAUUUAUUCGAUGACAUGUAUCUUAUAUUCGGCAAGUACUAUGCUGAUUUCGGACAAUGCUGAUAAUAUUAAUAAUCAAUUGAUUUUGAACAAUAAAAAAUUAUUGCUUAAAAUGAAGUUUCCCUUCAAUUUUACGAUUUUUCCACUUUAUGAAUUCAUUAUAGUUGCACAAUUUCUAUUUGAAUAUUCUGUAGCUUUCACGGCUGGGAUGUUAAUGGCAUUUUCUGCAGCAUUAGUAUUACAUAUAGGUAGUCAAAUAGAUAUCACAUGUCAAGAACUUAUUGAGAUAUCAAGCUAUAAAGAAGAAAUAUCAUAUAUGUUGAAAAAUAUUAUUGUCAAGCAUCAAAGAAUUCUUCGUUUAUCUGAAAAUGUUAAAUAUUUAUUUCUAUAUACAUCAUUGAUACAAUUUUUAUCAAAUAUUUUAGUGAUAUGCUUUCUAGGAUUUAUUCUUGUAAAUGCUUUAGGUACUGAAAAAGGAUCUACAAUAUUCACGAAAUGUUUCCCUUAUUAUGUUGCUGCGAAUUGCGAAGCGUUUAUUCUUUGCUAUACAGGAGAAUAUCUUAUAUUUAAGAACGAAAGAAUUAUUCAAGCUGCAUACGACAUGCUUUGGUACAAUUUAAAUCCGCGAGACAGUCGAAUUGUAUUGCUGAUUUUAAUACAAGCUCAAAGACAAUUGACACUUUCAGCUGGAAAUUUUGUGACGCUUUCUGCUGAAAUCUUUGCUAGUAUGCAGAAAGUUUCGGCUUCGUAUAUUUCAAUAUUAAUGGCGAUGUAUUAAAAAAAAUAACUGCGUUGUAUCACUGAACUUGUUAUGCGAAUAUUAUAGAGAGUAAUGUUAUAUAAAUAAAGACAUAAAUGAUUUCA
Molecule: messenger RNA, 1247 nt
Organism: Apis florea (little honeybee)
Lineage: Eukaryota; Metazoa; Arthropoda; Insecta; Hymenoptera; Apidae
Product: odorant receptor 85b
Biological process (GO): sensory perception of smell; detection of chemical stimulus involved in sensory perception of smell
Cellular component (GO): plasma membrane
Molecular function (GO): olfactory receptor activity; odorant binding
Source: RefSeq, a predicted model, not a curated record